This is a messenger RNA of Paraphaeosphaeria sporulosa, 2051 nucleotides long. RefSeq lists its product as uncharacterized. Bases 310 to 1842 code for a protein of 510 amino acids. Lineage: Eukaryota; Fungi; Ascomycota; Dothideomycetes; Pleosporales; Didymosphaeriaceae. The transcript has 5 exons. The record is from RefSeq and is a predicted model, not a curated record.
CAGCUUGCCUCGUUCCCUAUACGAGCAUCCGGUGAAGCCAAACAGACCCUAGCGACGCUGCACACGAGCCGCUAGCCGGGCUGUCUUGCCAUCGUCCACCGGUAUCGCAACCGGGAAGCCUGAAUCCUAUUGUUGCUACAGCGUGGUAUCUGGUCGUCUUUUCAACCUGUGACUAACGUCCGUUCACUCUUACCACACUCGUUCGCUGUCUGCACCGAUCGCACGGAUUCACCACACAAGGUCUUGGAGCUCUGGCUGCAUGACACUCUCCGAGCAGAGCUGCCCUCCAACGGGUCGCACUCACUCAAAAUGGCACCUCGGCUCAACUGCCUCACAGGCUGCUUUGGAUGGCAGCCAGCCAAGUUGAGCAGAUGCAGCGAGUUGGCAACGAGGGCCUGGAUGUGGGCUAUUCAUCUGAUCUUGAUCAUACCCACCGCCAUGGCAGCAUUUAUCGCACGUAACAACUAUCUCUUGGUAGAGAAACACCUGGAGUUGCAACAGUAUCCCUAUCAUCCAAAGAUGAGACUGGGCUUCUAUAUGACAUAUAUCGGGUGUGCCGUUCUGUUCCCUUGGGUCUUUCUCGCCACUCUUCUACUCAAGAAAUGGUACGGUACGUGGACCCUACCUUACGGGAUUAUCAACUCGGGCCUUGCUACAACCAUUGCUAUUGGUAUUUCCAUGCAGACCCAAUUUCUACCAGCAUCCUCCAGUGGCUGCAAAGAUGGCAAGGCCAUGAAUUGGCAGGUAGUGGAUGGCUAUGACAGUAUGUUUACGCUCGCUGCGAAACUCGAUCGGAACGAUGCAAACAAGGCCGAGGCGAUUUGCAAGAACAUGGUCGCUGGCUGGACAGUAGGGGGCACCGUUGUCUUCUUCCAGUCCGUCCUCGCAUAUGUUAGCGUAUUCUUCGAUGAACGCGAGUUCAGCCUUCUCAACCCCAUGCGACCUCUUAUAUGGCUGGUAAUUCUCUUUGUUGGCCCACUACUUUUUGUUCACGAUGUCAUCUUCCCACGCAUACGUCUUUGGCUUAGCUAUGCCAAAAAAGGUGUGGCUGAGCUGCGCAGCACAAGAGAUUUUCAAAUACCCCCGCAGGCACGAUUCACACCGCAAUACCAAAGCUUCGAAGCACCGAAAACAAAGUUGACGAAUGUUCUCGCGAUCGAACAUGUACUCCUCAACGUGACCGACUACCUCCAUCAUGAUGAUGUAGUUCACCUCAGCAUGACAUGCAGAGCAGUACGAGAGGUUGUGUACCCAUCCGAAGACCUCGACUACCGGGUCCCAAAGUUAACGAGACAUUGCUGCAGCAUUUCUGAGGCAUCGAAGUGCCUCUAUUGCAACAAUAAAAUCUGCGGCUCCUGCCAACGCAAUCCCCUCUGGCCCGGCCUUUCCGGUCGCCGCCACGUAACGGAUUGCAAGCCCUACUGCGAGCCCUGCUAUUACAAGUCGUUCGCGCGGCAUCCUCGUGGCUACAAGAAGCCUUGCAAAUGCUACAGCAUCGAUCGCAGCAACGAGUUCCAGGAUGUCUGCCGUUCUUGCAUGAGUAAAGAUGUUGAUACUCUCCAAGCCGCGCGGCACAGGCGAUACCAACAAGAAGCGAGAGAUAUAGCAUACGACGAGAACUCGAAGUGUGGGGACUGCAAGAAAGUGUUGAAAGAUGGUAUGCGAUGGUGGAAGUGCGGGAAGUGCAGCGGUGAGUGCAGAGAUAAGAUACACCCAGGAUUCGUGAAGACGAAGAAGGUGAGGGAUCCCGAGAAAGGAGAUGUGGGUAAUGGAGGAAUAGAUGAGGAUGUGUCAUGGUGGAGGAAAUGGCGCAAUGUCCUACUCCCUGAACGACGACAGUAGGUUGAGUAUUCAGUGAGGACAGCCUUGUUCCAUGUGUAUUGAACCUGCAAAAAAUGGUUAUCUACAAGAUUAGAUCCCAUGUUUUGGGGAUUGUCAAUCUGUGCUUCGAGCGCUAACUCAAACAUACCCUGCCCAAUACGUGUUCCGGAUCCAUCUAGACGCAUAGCUAGGGUCUGCUAAGGAGUUCUUCGAAGCUUGGGAUCUACCUC